UCACUAUAUAACUAUGAACAACAAUCAAGUGUCUCUGAAUACCUGGCCCCUUCCUGUCUUGCGUCCGACACAACACUGCAUUGCACCCUAGGACCUUAACAGUCCACCAACUACCAAACUUCAAGGAUGAACUGGCAGCUACUUCUGGCUUUGUGCGCAUGCACAGCUGUUACUUAUGUACAAGGAUUACCGAAUCAACAUAAACUCCAGACCCGAAGCCAGAAGUUCUGUGGCAGACACUUGGCAGAGGCGUUAGCCUUAGUGUGCAACAACGUCUACUACACUCCAAACAAGAGGGCUGACAGCGAUUUUACUUCCAAUCGUGUAGACUUAGAACCUUGGUGGACCGCCUUUUCGUAUGUUGAACCAAGACCUGAUGAUGGUUUUCUGGACAGCAGAACAGCUCGGGUAGUGUUUGGAAAACGAGAUGUUUUCUUCCGAAAGAUGAGGGGCGUGGCCGAUGAAUGCUGUAGGAAAGGCUGCUCAAUCUCAGAGUUAACAUCUUACUGUGGCCAGCAUUCGAAAUGAAACUAGAUGGCGUCGUUGGCCCGAAGGGUACAGACUGCCAGCAUUUCAGGGAUGCUUUUCACUUGAUUAAAACCUUCCAUAGUUAUUUUCACUGCAGUAAUUCGGCUUAUGUUUUGUAAAGUCUAUAUAUAUAGUAAAAUGCCAACAACUUAUUAGUUAGAGAAUGUGUUUGAAAAACCUGGGUGAAAUCAAUAUACACUAUUGUUGUUCAUGAUUAUUUAAUAAAAACAUAUUUUGUUUCACAGCUUCAA
Molecule: messenger RNA, 779 nt
Organism: Limulus polyphemus (Atlantic horseshoe crab)
Lineage: Eukaryota; Metazoa; Arthropoda; Merostomata; Xiphosura; Limulidae
Product: LIRP-like
Exons: 3
Coding region: 127-528 (133 amino acids)
Cellular component (GO): extracellular region
Molecular function (GO): hormone activity
Source: RefSeq, a predicted model, not a curated record